AUGGCUACUGGAUCGACAGAUUCCUCUAGCUCCCGCUCCUCAGGUGUUCUCUACAAGCUGUUGGUCGUGUUCUCUGUCUGUAUAGCUGUUUCAACUUAUCAAGCACUCCAGCCUCCUCCUCCAAAGCUAUGCGGCUCUUCUAAUGGUCCAUCUAUCACAGCACCAAGAAUUAAACUUAGAGACGGAAGACACUUGGCUUACAAGGAGCAUGGUGUUCCCAGAGAUGAAGCUACCCGUAAAAUCGUCUUUGUCCAUGGAUCAGAUAGUUGCAGACACGACAAUGCCUUUGCAGCUCUUCUUUCACCGGAUAUUAAGGAGGGAUUAGGCGUGUACAUGGUUUCAUUUGAUAGACCUGGUUAUGGAGAGAGUGAUCCUGACCUAAACCGUACUCCCAAAAGCUUGGCUUUGGACAUAGAGGAGCUUGCUGAUCAGUUGAGUCUAGGAACUAAGUUCUAUGUCAUAGGGUACUCUAUGGGAGGACAAGCUACAUGGGCAUGUCUUAAAUACAUUCCUCACAGGUUAGCUGGAGCAGCUCUUGUAACACCAGUGGUGAACUAUUGGUGGAAGAGCUUUCCAUCAGAUAUCUCAAAGGAAGCUUAUAAUAAACAACCGAGAAAUGAUCAAUGGGCGGUUCGUGUUGCACACUAUGCUCCUUGGCUUACUCAUUGGUGGAACUCUCAGAAGUGGUUCCUUGGGUCAAGUGUUGUGACCCGAAACCUUGGUUUGUUGUCUAAAUCUGACAAAGAGAUCCUCUUCAAGAUUGGUGCUAAAGGGAGGCCACAUGAGGCAGAAAUAAGGCAGCAAGGGACACAUGAGACUGUGAUCCGUGACAUGAUUGUUGGGUUUGGGAAAUGGGAGUUUGAUCCAAUGGAACUUGAGAACUUGUUCCCUAACAAGGAGGGAUCAGUGCACUUGUGGCAGGGAGAUGAUGACGCUCUAGUACCUGUGACGCUACAACGUUACGUUGCUAAGAAGCUGCCAUGGGUUCGUUACCAUGAGAUUCCUGGAGCAGGGCAUAUGUUCCCGCUUUUUCCAGGUAUGGUUGAUAACAUAGUUAAGACGCUCUUGACGAACGAAGAAGUCAAGAACUAA
Messenger RNA from Eruca vesicaria subsp. sativa (arugula), 1092 nucleotides. The record is from the annotation of a GenBank genome assembly. Lineage: Eukaryota; Viridiplantae; Streptophyta; Magnoliopsida; Brassicales; Brassicaceae.